Molecule: messenger RNA, 1857 nt
Organism: Helianthus annuus (common sunflower)
Lineage: Eukaryota; Viridiplantae; Streptophyta; Magnoliopsida; Asterales; Asteraceae
Exons: 4
Coding region: 54-1346 (430 amino acids)
Source: RefSeq, a predicted model, not a curated record
ACUUGCAUCAUCCAUCUUCCCCACCUUCAAUCCACCGAUCACAAGCUCCAUCAAUGGCGGAACAGAGACAAUCCCUAUUAACACACUCAAACUCAAACUCAAACUCAAACUACUGGAUCAUCAACACACUUGAAUCAACAAGCUUUUCAUGGAUCUUCAUCGGCCAAUCAAACAACCCAUACAAAUCAACUCUAUCAUAUCUAAUCUUCUUCAUCUUCACCAUCGCUGUUCCAAUCCUCUCACACAUCGUCUUCAACUGCGACGCAUGCGACGACGAUCAUCGACGACCGUUCGAUCUCAUCGUGCAGCUGUCGUUGUCCGUUUGUUGUACUCUCUCGUUUCUUAACUUGUCCACGUUUGCUCGAAAGUAUGGGCUCCGAAGGUUCUUGUUUCUUGAUAAGUUACCCGAUGUUAGUGUCAAAGUUCGUGAUGGAUAUUCUGAUCAAUUUCAUAGAUCACUAAACCUACUAUGUUCAUUCAUCAUCCCAUGUUUUCUUGCUGAUUGUGUUUACAAGAUAUGGUGGUUCAGUUCUGUUGGAAACCAAAUCCCAUACAUUUACAACAUUUACAUAAGCCACACCUUAGCUUGUGUGUUGCUUUUGUCAUCUUGGUUGUACAGAACAUCUCUCUUCUUUCUUGUGUGUGUUCUGUUCAAGCUUACAUGCGCGCUGCAAAUAUUAAGGUUACAGGAUUUUUCUAAAGUGUUUGAGAAACAAUCCGAUGUGGGUUCGAUCUUGAAGGAACAUCUGGCGAUUAAAAGAACUCUUCGUGUUAUUAGUCAUAGGUUUCGUUCGUUUAUUUUGGCGACUUUGGUUUCUGUUACCGCCAGUCAGUUUUCUUCUUUGCUUGUUACAACUAAGCCCGGUUCGCUUGUCAAUAUUUCCACUGCUGGAGAACUUGCGCUGUGCUCGGUGACCCUUGUGAGUGGUUUAUUUAUAUGCUUACGCAGCGCUGCAAAGAUUACACACAAAGUUCAAUCUGUGACAAGUUUGGGAACCAAAUGGCAUACGUGUGCGACUAUUGACUCGUUUGAUAAUGUGGGUCCCACUGAAGAGACCCCGGUGGCUAACAUAACCGACCGGGUUGAUUACCAUUUCAAUGCGCAUAUGGAUUCAGACACGGAUGUAGAAGAGGAAGACGAAUUGGACAAUACGAAAAUGGUUCCGGUUUAUAGGGAAACAAUAUCAUACCAGAAGAGACAAGCUUUAGCGACUUAUUUUGAGAACAGCAGAUCGGGGAUCACUGUGUUUGGAAUCAUGUUGGACAGAGUAUCGCUGCGCAUGAUCUUUGCGGUUGAAAUGUCACUCACUCUUUGGUUGCUUAAGAAAACAAUCAAUUUCUCUUGAACACUCUUUCUGCAGUUCUACUUAAUACCAAGUUAGUUUGCUCUUCAAGAUUUUGCUCGAGAGAAAUAUCGAUCGUUUACUAUCGCGUGGCAUCCUGUGAUUGGUCGCUGAAUAAUUAAGAUUUUGAUAUAUUGUCUGCUUGGCCUUCUGCUUAUGGUACACCCAUUGGCAUGCUGCAGUCUGUCAAAUAACCAUAGCUUUGUUACCACAUGGUCUAUUCGCGAUAGUGCCACAUGGCAUUAUAAUAUUGGAGUGAUCUGAGGUGUCAUUUAGGAAUACUACUGUGAGGCAUUUGUAUCUUAUUAGUUGUGUGCAUAUGUUUGUAUACUGGAUUUUACUUAUGUUUACAUACUUAUGUCAACAGGGGGGGGGUAGAUAAAAUGUUGUCAUGGCCAAUGUAUCCAGACAUGUCACAUUGUGACACAUUGACUGAUAGGAGGCUUAAAGGUGUGUGUUAUUAACCUAUAAUCAUAUUUUUCUCUUUUGAACACGCAUUUUGUUGCGUGCUUUC